AUGUUUGAAGCAACUUUGUCGGAGCCGUACGAAUUGGUCAAACCCACGCAGCCGAACGCAAAGGCCAUACCAUCCCUAGAUCCCAAAUCUAGAGUGCUUAUCGAGAGAGUAAAGACUUUUUUCGAAGAACUGAAAAGGAGACUUGGGAAUGAAUGCCGCCGCACGAUCUUCAACUCACCGGGAAAGCUCACUGCGUUAGCUUGCGGAGUACACGAGGCGACGGUCUACCGAGUAGCGAAGACCCAGGCCGGAAUGGUGCACCGUCCAAUUCCUCGCACAAAGCAUGUGGAACGGAAUCCGCGCCAGCGAAGGAGAGAUGCCUUACAGAAAUAUGGCGACCAAUGGGGCAGCGUGGUACGCCAUUUCAUCCACGACAAACUGCGCGCGGAGAGGCAUGUUACGGUAGAAGACGCAUGGAAGGAGCUGGGCGAGAUUCAUGAGGGAUUUCGGAUGUCUCAGACGGAAUUUAGGGAUGAAACUACUAUGGAUUGA
Messenger RNA from Cylicostephanus goldi, 492 nucleotides. The record is from the annotation of a GenBank genome assembly. NCBI's taxonomy places the organism in Eukaryota, Metazoa, Nematoda, Chromadorea, Rhabditida, Strongylidae.